UAGCCAACUCGAAGCUCAUUUCCAGUUUCGAAUGCUAAAAGCUGGCCAAGACAGGAAGGAUAAGCGAUUUCAACGUCGGAAUCUAUUAUAGCAAAGUUCCUUGGGACAGACACUUCCUACAGCGUGCGGAGUGGGCUCUAAGCUCCUAACAUGAAAACCAGAAAGGUGGUCACUGAGCUUCCAAGGAAAUGAUGUGCGAGGCACUGUCACCUCCAAUCCUGCUCUUCCCAGAGACCAGGAGAGAGCCUACCUGUGCCAACUACACCUAACCAACACGAUGGGCAACUUAGGAAAAUGAGCCCCGGAAAGGCUAGUAUGCAAAAGGUUGCACUAGCCUGCCCGCUCGCAGCUGUCCCCCAGAGUAGAGGAUUCAGGACACUCCUGAUCCUGACACCCACGUCCCAGGAUCACAGCUUCCCGGGUCGGGCGUGGCUCAAAACAGCGCGGAGAACGCCGGGACAAGAAGCCCGCACCUAUGGUAGCCGCGAGCAUGCGCACUGUGCCUUGCGUGCCGAGGGCGGUUCCCCGCGGCGGACGUCGCUACGUAGGCGUCGGAUCCCCGUGGGGAGGAGGGCGAAGACUCCAUCCGCCAUGUUGGAUGCCGCAGAUUCGCCAUAACCUCUCCGGCUCUUUCCCUAAAAAAAUAAAAAUAAAGAGCGAAGUUUCCUCAGGGUGUCCGACCUUCUCGCUCGGCACGGGAGGGAGUCAGGACGAGCCCGAGGCUUUUUUUUCCUCCGCCGUGGGGGCGUUGCCAUGGAGACGCGGGCGGCAGAAAACACAGCCAUCUUCAUGUGUAAAUGCUGUAAUCUUUUCUCACCAAAUCAGUCAGAACUCGUGACCCAUGUUUCUGAGAAGCAUGGAGAAGAAGGGGUCAAUGUGGAUGAUGUCAUCAUUCCUCUCAGGCCUCUGAAUACUCCAGAAAACCCCAACCCAAGCAAGAGUGGAGAUGAGUUUUUGGUUAUGAAGAGAAAGAGGGGCCGGCCUAAGGGUUCCACAAAGAAGCCCAGCACUGAAGAGGAGGUGGUAGAAAACCUCGUGAGUCCUACUGAGGACGGUCCCCUGGCUCCAGAGGAAGGGAGCAGACUGGCCCCUAGCAGCCUGGAGUGUAGCAAGUGCUGCCGGAAGUUCUCCAACACACGCCAGCUGCGCAAGCACAUCUGCAUCAUUGUGCUGAAUCUGGGUGAGGAGGAAGGAGAUGCAGGUAACGAGUCAGACCUUGAUCUAGAAAAGACAUACAAAGAAGAUGAUCGAGAAAAGGCUUCAAAAAGACCCCGGGCUCAGAAAACAGAGAAAGUCCAGAAGAUCUCAGGAAAGGAGGCAGGGCAGCUUUCUGGAACGAAGAAACCCAUCAUCAGCGUGGUCUUAACUGCUCAUGAAGCAAUUCCAGGUGCUACCAAGAUUAUUCCAGUGGAGGCUGGGCCCCCUGAAACAGGAUCACCCCCUCCUGAGACCACUGCAGCAGACCUGGUGCCGAGGAGAGGGUACCAAGAAUAUGCCAUUCAGCAGACCCCAUAUGAGCAGCCCAUGAAGUCAAGCAGGUUAGGUCCCACGCAGCUGAAGAUCUUCACUUGUGAGUACUGCAACAAGGUGUUUAAGUUCAAGCACUCGCUGCAGGCCCACCUCAGGAUCCACACUAACGAGAAGCCAUACAAGUGCUCCCAGUGCAGCUACGCCAGCGCCAUCAAGGCCAACCUCAACGUUCACUUGCGUAAGCACACUGGAGAGAAGUUCUCCUGUGACUACUGCUCCUUCACCUGCCUCAGCAAGGGCCACCUCAAGGUGCACAUCGAGCGGGUACACAAGAAAAUCAAGCAGCAUUGCCGCUUCUGCAAGAAGAAGUACUCAGACGUCAAGAACCUCAUCAAGCACAUCCGGGACAUGCAUGACCCGCAGGACAAGAAGGUCAAGGAGGCCUUAGAUGAGCUACGCCUCAUGACGAGGGAGGGCAAGCGGCAGCUGCUCUAUGACUGCCACAUCUGCGAGCGCAAGUUCAAGAAUGAGCUAGACCGAGACCGCCACAUGCUGGUUCAUGGUGACAAGUGGCCCUUUGCGUGCGAGCUCUGUGGCCAUGGGGCCACUAAGUACCAGGCCUUGGAACUGCAUGUCCGAAAGCACCCCUUUGUGUAUGUCUGUGCUAUCUGUCUCAAGAAGUUUGUCAGCUCCAUCAGACUGCGCUCCCAUAUCCGAGAGGCGCACGGGGCGGCCCAGGAGACCUUGGUCUUUACCAGCUCCAUCAACCAGAGUUUCUGCCUCCUGGAGCCUGGUGGGGACAUCCAGCAGGAAGCCUUGGGGGACCAGCUACAGCUAGCAGCUGAGGAAUUUGUGUGUCCGGAAAUUGAUGUACGCAAGGAGGAGGCUUGUCCUGGGGAAGCUCAGCCUGAGGUGGGACUGAGGGAGUUGGAGGCCCCUGGAGAAGCACAUGCCCCACCUGUGCCCUUGGCCACCCCCCAGAGUGAAAGUGUUUCCCUGUCCCCCUGCAAACUAGAAACCACUGUGGUCUCCUCUGACCUCAACUCUCUUGGAGUGGUUUCAGAUGAUUUUUUACUGAAAAAUGAUACCUCCUCUGCUGAGCCUCGUGGUGCUGCCGAGGCAACCUCGGACACAGAGCAUCAAGACUCAGCUCAGACUCAGGGUGAAGAUGUCACACUGCUGCUGGCCAAGGCCAAAAGUGCUGGACCAGACCCAGAGAGCCCUCCGGGUGGAGGGCAGAAUGUGGUUGCUCUGCCAGCCAGUGACUCUGCCUCUAACAGGUGUCUCAGGGCAAACCCAGCAGAGUCCUCAGACCUCCUUCCUACAGUGGCUGAUGGAGGGGAUGUUGCUGUGUGCCAGCCUGACUCCUGCACACCAUCCUCUGAGCACCACCCUGGCAGCACAGCAUUCAUGAAGGUCCUAGACAGCCUCCAGAAGAAGCAGAUGAACACCAGUCUUUGCGAGCGGAUCCGGAAGGUUUAUGGAGACCUGGAGUGUGAAUACUGCGGCAAACUUUUUUGGUACCAAGUGCAUUUUGACAUGCAUGUCCGCACCCACACCCGGGAACAUCUGUAUUAUUGCUCCCAGUGUCACUAUUCUUCCAUCACCAAAAACUGCCUUAAACGCCAUGUAAUUCAGAAACACAGUAACAUCUUGCUGAAGUGUCCCACUGACGGCUGUGACUACUCGACUCCAGAUAAAUAUAAGCUGCAGGCCCAUCUUAAAGUUCAUACAGAGCUGGACAAAAGGAGUUAUUCUUGUCCUGUAUGUGAAAAAUCUUUUUCAGAAGACCGAUUGAUAAAGUCACAUAUCAAGACUAAUCAUCCAGAGGUCUCCAUGAACACCAUUUCUGAGGUUCUUGGGAGAAGAGUCCAGCUCAAAGGGCUAAUUGGAAAGCGAGCCAUGAAGUGUCCGUAUUGCGAUUUCUAUUUCAUGAAGAAUGGCUCAGACCUUCAGAGGCACAUCUGGGCUCACGAGGGUGUGAAGCCCUUCAAAUGUUCUUUGUGUGAGUAUGCAACUCGUAGCAAGAGCAACCUUAAAGCUCAUAUGAAUCGUCACAGCACUGAGAAGACCCACCUCUGUGACAUGUGUGGCAAGAAAUUCAAAUCCAAAGGGACACUGAAAAGUCAUAAGCUUCUUCACACAUCUGAUGGGAAGCAAUUCAAGUGUACGGUGUGUGACUACACAGCAGCCCAGAAACCUCAGCUGCUGCGACACAUGGAGCAGCAUGCCUCCUUCAAGCCUUUCCGCUGUGCUCACUGUCAUUACUCAUGUAACAUCUCUGGAUCUCUGAAACGACACUACAACAGGAAGCACCCCAACGAGGAGUAUGCCAACGUGGGCAGCGGAGAGCUUGCAGCUGACGCCCUCAUCCAGCAAGGUGGUCUGAAGUGCCCUGUUUGCAGCUUUGUGUAUGGAACCAAAUGGGAGUUCAACAGACACUUGAAGAACAAACAUGGCUUGAAGCCAGCAACAGAGACUCCUGAGGAGCCCUCCACCCAAUAUCUCUACAUCACCGAAGCUGAAGAUGUUCAGGGGACACAAGCAGCUGUGGCCGCACUACAGGACCUGAGAUAUACCUCCGAGAGUGGUGAUCGACUUGACCCUACAGCUGUGAAUAUCCUGCAGCAGAUCAUUGAACUAGGUUCCGAGACCCAUGAUGCUGCUGCUGUGGCCUCCGUGGUUGCCAUGGCACCUGGGACAGUGACUGUUGUAAAGCAGGUCACCGAUGAGGAGCCCAGUUCCAACCACACAGUCAUGAUCCAGGAGACUCUGCAGCAGGCCUCUGUGGAGCUGGCCGAGCAGCACCAUCUGGUGGUGUCCUCUGAUGACGUGGAGGGCAUCGAGACGGUGACAGUGUACACACAGGGUGGGGAGGCCUCAGAGUUCAUCGUGUAUGUGCAAGAGGCUGUACAGCCCAUGGAGGAGCAGGUUGGGGAGCAGCCGGCCCCAGAACUCUAGAGAACCCCUGCCUCCUGUGGCAGCCAGCCUUUGUGGGCCUGGAGAUCACCUAACCCACCAGGCCUAUCCUUGGUCUUCUUGUCUACUGGCCCAGAUAGUGUCCUCUGUAGUGUCCUUUGUGUGGUCAAAGCCAGCACUUCACCAGCAAUACAGAACACCUCAGUACAAAUCACACCCUGACCCAGGACCCUCUGUUUCCAGAAGACCUUUCCAUCAGCUCUCCUGCCCUACCCCUUCCUUGCUUCAAGAUCCAGUGUCUCCUCAGCCCCACCAGCAUCUUCUUUGAUUACAACCCAGCCCUUUCUGUCCCCAAGCCCCACCCCUGGUGCUCAUCCUCCGCCGGGCCCACUGUGCUGUCUGUGAGAGGGAGACAGACAUCACACAGCAAGUGGCCUUAUGUCUUUUGAGUUAACCACUGGGUAGGGUGGGCAGGGCCAUCCAACCAUUCUCCACCGAGCCCCGCCCUCCUCAGUGUAGGGACACUGGGAACAAAUGAGUGACCCACAGUCCUCUAUCACAAGGGCCCAGCUUGGAAUUCUUUUUGCUUUAAAAAUAAAUGUGUUUUCUCUUUCACCCCCUGUUCAGGG
Arvicanthis niloticus (Nile rat) is the source of this 5018-nucleotide messenger RNA. RefSeq names its product zinc finger and AT-hook domain containing (gene Zfat). Gene Ontology annotation, biological process: regulation of transcription by RNA polymerase II. The record is from RefSeq and is a predicted model, not a curated record. Lineage: Eukaryota; Metazoa; Chordata; Mammalia; Rodentia; Muridae. Gene Ontology annotation, molecular function: DNA-binding transcription factor activity, RNA polymerase II-specific; sequence-specific DNA binding. Gene Ontology annotation, cellular component: nucleus.